Nycticebus coucang (slow loris) is the source of this 7217-nucleotide messenger RNA. It is a transcript of the gene ZNF518B, whose product is annotated as zinc finger protein 518B. The record is from RefSeq and is a predicted model, not a curated record. Bases 863 to 4111 code for a protein of 1082 amino acids. Gene Ontology annotation, biological process: regulation of DNA-templated transcription. Gene Ontology annotation, molecular function: RNA polymerase II cis-regulatory region sequence-specific DNA binding; DNA-binding transcription factor activity, RNA polymerase II-specific. Lineage: Eukaryota; Metazoa; Chordata; Mammalia; Primates; Lorisidae. The transcript has 3 exons.
GCCCCGUGCCCCCCGCCGGCCUUUGUGCGCCGCUCCCCCGCGGCCUGGCCGGACGCGCGCGCGGGGACUCGGGGCGCCGGGCUGGGCCUGCUCCCGCCCCCCGCGCCGCCGACGCUGCCCGGGCCCGGAGCGCCGCUACCGUCGGCCCGAGCAGGAAGUGGCGUGGGGAGGCCAUUUUUAAAGCCGCCUGCGGGCCUCGCAGCCAAGCGUGGACGGUCUUUGGUUUUCUGCGGUUGGAAGCAGUCCCCGGACGUCCCCGGGAGACGGCGACGCAAGGCCUCUGUGCAGCGCCUGUUGCAGGCCUCUGUGCAGCGCCUUCACCCAGAGUGCUGAGGGAAGAAGCCGACCAGGGCCCGAAGUUGGGAAAUCCAUGGCACUUGACGUAUGAGAAGAGAAGGCCUGGAAAGGAAGGAAGAGCCAAUGGGACUUGUCACGUUUUUGUUUUAUAUCUGCAGCUCCAAGGCUCCAGGCAGGAAGUAUGAACAGUGAUCAAGUGGCAACAGAUCCUGACUGUCACUUCAGUUCUCACAGCAGGGUAGCAGGAAACAAUUUAGAUGGGACACUGGCAGCUGCUCUUCACCAAUACUGUGACCUUAGAAAAGCCCUGUAACUUCUCCAGUCCUGUUAUCUUGGAAGAAGCAGAUAGUUAAAGGCUGGCUUUGAGACUGAUCAAGUGUUUCUGGGAAUGUCAGUCACAUUUUGUGACCCUGCAGCCCUGUGGCGGUAUAUCCAGCAAAGAUAAGUGUGUACCCAGCAAACAGCAGCCCCUCCUCCAGGCACUGUCACCAACUGUAUUGCAGGAUGCCUCCUGAGGAUCGUAUCAUGUGAAAUCUUUCCAAAUUUCAGUCAGCUCUUUUUAGAAAUGCAGAUAAAGAAGAUGAAGGAUAUUGGACAGCAGUUAUAUGCGACACAAAUGAAUGGUGGACACAAUUCCUUGACCAUGUCACCCAAACAGCCUGGUGCUAGUGGAGCACCUCGACCAGAUAGACAGGAAGUGCAAAGCUUUUUUUAUCAAGGCUCAGAGGCAGAGGCUGCCAUGAUGACCAUUGUUACAUGUGUAAAGUGCAAAAGCAUUCACAGAAUCCCUCGUCAAGAUUUGAAAAAGGCUAUGGGGCAAAGCCAGAAGGAAGAUGUAUAUGUCUGCUUCAAAUGCAGUCUGGGUGUGGCUCCUCCCAAUUUCCACUUUGUGAACAAUAAUCCAAGUGCAACUCAUGUUGGAAAUAAAAUUGAAGCCAUUUCAAGUUCUGUCAAUAACAAAUUUAAGGUGAGGAACUUUAAGCCAGGCAAAUAUUACUGUGAUAAAUGUCGAUUUUCCACAAAGGACCCUUUGCAGUUCAAAAAGCACACACUCCAACAUGAAGAGAUUAAAUUUAUUUGUUCUCACUGCAGCUACAUUUCAUAUACGAAAGGAGAGUUUCAGAGGCACUUGGUGAAACACACAGGCAUCUUCCCUUAUCGGUGUGAGUACUGUGACUACGGUGCUAUCAGAAACGAUUAUAUUGUCAAACACAGGAAGAGAGUCCAUGAGAGGGCUGGUGCGAAACAGCCACUCAAAACUAGCGCCAAGCUGGAGCCAAAAAGAGCUGGCACUUCAAAACAAAACAUGGAGCUUCUGAAAGCUUCCAGUCCAAGGACUACAUUUCAAAAUAAGUUAUCAGAUCAGCUUUCAAGAUUCUCUCUCCAUGCAAAUAAAGACAAAAUGCACAGUAUCGUGUUGUUACCUGAACCAAAGGAGUACCAAAAAGAUGUAGUCUGCAUCCCAAAUAGAAUGGCCCUGUCCGAGCAAAGUGAAGCCAGCCUAUUUGAGAACAAAAAUGUUGAGGUAGAAGUGUUAUCUCCUGCAAAAGAACCUGUCCAGCCAGGCAUGCCGCUCACAGUCGUGGCCCCGGCAGAGCUGGUCGUGCCUGCGAACUGUUUAGCCCAGUUGGUAGAUGUGAAGGUUGUCAAUGGCACACAGCAGCUGGUUCUGAAACUCUUUCCACGGGAAGAAAAUAAUUGCCGCGAAGCUGGCAGGAGCAGUGGAGGUCAUUUUGAGCAUAUGACUAAAGAGAAGGGUUCAGAUGAACAAGAAAAAAUAGAUUCUGCAGAGAAAAAGUCCCUAACAAUUGAAGGGAAUGUUGGAAAACUCAUAGGGAUUGAUCGUCUUCAGUCUUCAAUUCAGAAACAACUUAGAAAUGUGAAAUGGGUAAGGUCUUACGACUUUUUCAUGUCAAACUCUAAUGUACGCAACCAUGAAGAAUCCUUUCUCAAUUCUGAAAGAGUUGAGGAUUUGCAGAAAAAAAAUAACUUAUCUCCACAUAGAGCCUCUCUUCAUUCUGUUGCCUUAAAAGGUCGUUCACCAGCAUCUGUUUUAAAAAACGGUAUUUUCUGUGGGCUUGGAGCUGCAUCAAACCCUUUUCCGUAUAAAGCUGCUGUUUCUUUUGCUGAAGGUGGACGAAGGCUGUCCAGCGGCUCACAGCGGUUACUCCCUCUUGCCACAUCACCUGCGUCCAUCCCCUUCCCUAGAGAAAAGGGCUGGUUGCCCAUAAGAGAAAAUGACGUGGAGUCUAGAUGUAAGAUCGGCAUUCCUGUAAGAAUGGUUCCCUCUGAUAGGAAGCUGGAAGAGAACCAGACAGAGGAACAAAAGGCAGUUGCACAUAGAAGCCAGAUGUCCUCCCAGCAGGGAAGUGAGCAUUUACACGUAAACGGAACUGGAGAAGACAGAAUCAGAUCUCAGCAGUCUGGGGAUAAGCCUUUGGAAUUAAAGAAUUCUGAAAAGACAAGUGACACUUUUGAUGGCCCGGUCAUCUCAUCAGUGUUUUCUCUAAGUUCUGGAUCUGAAAAUGUCCCUGAGGGCAUUAAGUGGAAUAGUUCAACAUCCAAGAUAAAGUCAAUUGAACUGUUGCGCAGAAAGAUCGCUCAGCUGAUCGAGUCCUGCGGCAAGCCCUCGUCUCUGGCUGCAAACAGUGCCUAUCGCCGUUCUGCAGGGCAGGCCUCAAAGACAACUUCGAAAGCUGUCCCUGAAAAUACUCAAGAAGUUAAUGUGUCAUUCACUGGCCAUGGUCAUCCCACAGGUGCUCUCCAGAAACCUCAGAAUGAUGGUGGUGUUGGUGGUCAUGGACACCUUGCUGGUCAGCAGAUACAUCCACAGUUUGUCAGCAGCAUCAGUGGGAAAACAGAGAGAGAGACCAGAAAGCCUCACGUUGCUGCUCCAGUGUUGAUCCCCAAAGGGGCAGUGCUGAGGGUUCUCAACUCCUCUGAGGACGCCCACAUCAUAGAAGCUACCUGUGAAGCGCCUCCAGACACACCUUGCCAUGAGACACAGUUAAUAAAACCUUUUCCCUCCUACCCUGUGAAACAGACAGACUCAGGCAUCCAGCCUUUGAUGAGUGAAAGUGAGCCAAGAGACAUGUCCCAAAAUCUUGAGACAUCUUUUCGGCUUAAACCAAGAAAAGAGAGUGCCCUCUGCAGCACCACCCCGAGAAAGACUGCUCUCAUGCACGGACUGCAGGGGAGUGGCGACUCGAGCAAGCAAGGGAGGCUGCUUCCCAGAAGUCUCCCUAUAAGUAGAAACAAAACCAAACAAGUGAGCGUAUCCAAGAAGAAAAACAAGAUCCAAGCUGACCCCAGCCGCUAUCUCAAGGAUCCUUCAAUUUUUCAGGUUGCAAGACAACUUCGACUGGUAGCCGCUAAGCCAGAUCAGCUAAUUAAAUGCCCACGCCGGAACCAGCCCGUCAUCGUGUUAAACCAUCCUGAUGUGGACUCCCCAGAAGUGACCAAUGUGAUGAAGGUAAUAAAUAAGUACAAAGGCAACGUCCUCAAAGUUGUGUUAUCAGAAAGAACUAGGUGCCAGCUAGGUAUCAAACGGCACCACUUCCGGCUCACCUACCAGAAUGCAGAGGAAGCCAAUCAAAUCAGAAGGCAAAUGAUGUUGAAAAUGAAACUUAAAAAAGUUCAUAAAAACAACUACCAGGUGGUGGACUCCUUGCCUGAUGACUCCUCGCAGUGUAUAUUUAAGUGCUGGUUCUGUGGGCGGCUGUAUGAAGACCAGGAGGAGUGGAUGAGUCAUGGCCAGCGGCAUCUGAUAGAAGCAACCAGAGACUGGGACGUGCUGUCUUCCAAGGGCAAAUAAGUACAAAUGGCGCAUGAAGCAAACUGUUUUUCUUUUAGUUUAUUCUGGUUUGGGGUCCCCUCCUUCCAGAUUCAAUAGGAGAAAUACAGACUGUAGAAAUGAGAGGGUUCCUAAUUCUUGAGAUCCCUUGUAAGAAGAUUGAGAGCCAGGCGUCUGAACCUGAGACAUGAGACUGGACCUUCGAAUGUAUUUGAUGUCCGUGAAAUUGUACACAGGAGUCGAUGUGUAUGUGUUUUCCUGGAGAGAGGAUUGGAACUUCAGCAGAUUUUCAGUGCGACCCGAGACCUCUUUGUCUAGCAUUCCUUUUUCUUAGUAGACACAGGUCCUCCGUCACGCAUUCAGAGGGGCAGACUGAGGCUGUUCUACACGUAUUUUUAUUAUAAGUGCUACUGAAGAAUUAAACCUGGUGUGCACAUCCACUUUGUUUUUGCUUUAACUUGUCUCCUAAAUAUUUUGUUCAUAAUGGAAAUUAUAUUUUCUACUUUAUUAGCAGUCUUAAAUUUGAUUACAGAAAACUGGCCAUUCUUUUUCAUCCAUCCCUCAUUCUAGAAUACUUGUGUUUCAUAGAGCACAGAGAAUUUGCUUUUGGCCAUUUUAAAGACUAUUUCCAGGAACUUGCCUAAAUUUCUUCAACAGCAGGUGUUAGGAGAAGAAAGAUAACAUUUUCAAGUAUUUAGCUUUUGCUUUCUUUUAAAAUACCUUGAUUUAUGACCAGUUGAGUAGGGAAUGUGCCUUUUGGGAGGAAAAAAAAGAUGCUUAUUAUAGAAAGAAAUCUAACAUUUCUUUUAGAAUCUUUGUCCUUAGCACCCCCACAUACAUAAAUCAAGUGACUGAUUGAAAAAAUAUGAGGCAACAGACAUCUUGCAACAUAGAUAAAACUUGGGAAUACAUUCCAAGGUGGACUUGCAGUGCAAAUUGUGAGAGGAGUUUGGUCGCAGCACUGCCCCCAGGGCAGGUCCUGGCUCAGCCUCCCACUCGCUUCUGUCUUUCCUCCUGUGCCUUUGAGGCUUCUAUGGGUUUCCCUCGAAACUACUAGCUACUGGCAGACAUCAACAAAAUGCUGGAGUGGCCGGGCAGGGUCCCUGGCUUUCCUUGCUAGUCGGGAUCAGCUUCAGCCAGUCUUGGCCGCAGUCAUGCCCUCUCGGCCACCACGCCUUCCUGGCCCUGUCCCCUGCACAGGCAUCCUCAGCGGUGGGCAGCUUGGCAGGUGCAGCUCAGGGCUAGGUCGCAGUCCUCACUUAACCGUCAGUGCAGCAGCCUCCACACAACACAGGCAGCAGAGAGCCACCAGGCAGCCCAGCUCCAGUUCUUUGGAGAACUAUUCCUGCCUUAGGGGACUUGCAGGGUACAGUGAAUGGAACGGAGGGGUUGUUACAUCUGGAAAAACAAGACAACAGUGAUUUCUGUCUUCCUGGGUAGUCAGUUGGGGACUUUUUAUUUUUUUCCAUGUGGGAAAGUCCUAGAUUAUCCUCUGGUAGGUGGAGUGGACCCCUUUAUAGUUGGCUCUCAUUGCAGAUAAUCAACAUUUAUGUAUCAAUACAUGAUUAUUAAGUUGAUUGGUUCAUUUUUAUUGAAAUUUAAAACUUGCAUUUGUGUAUGUGUGUACACAAAAUAUUUUUUACCAUAUGAAAAUUGCAGUAGCUAAUUUUCUGAUUUCCUAUUUUAUAAUAAGUGGGCUAGAUAAAUGUAAAAUGUUUUAUAUUCUAGAAAUAAUUUAUUUUGGAAGCACAUUUUUAUAAUGGUCUGAUCUCAUUCUUAGAAAAUGAAAGCACAGCAAGUGAUGGGGUCUGCUUUCUACAAGGAGAGUGAGCAGGAAGGGAAACCCCUGUGGGUCAUUUUAUCACAGCGUUCAGCCCUUGUGCAUUUCAUGUGGUGCUUUUAGGGAAAUGGAUCUUGGAUACCGUUUCACACAUAAAGAAGCAUUCUGAAGUUUUAUCCAUGUUGUACACUUGUGCUCUUCCAGCAUAGAAGAAAGUUCCCAGGACGUGGAGGAGAGAAGAAAAAGCUGUGAUGUGUUUUGUUUUUUCUGUUUUUUUACUUUUUUUCUCCUUCUAUACCUCACCACUUAGUAGCUUUUUCUUAAGAAGCUAGACUUAGAAUUGGCCGUGUAUCAGGUCAGUGUUAAGCAUCAACCUGAGAUAUUUACACUUUGUGCGUCACCUGUUUUUCAUGUAUUAUCUAAAACACAGUUUACAUACUUGAGGGUCUAAUUUUGUGAGUAGAAUAUGUAGCAGAGCUUUUUGGGAUUUUCACAAUUAUCAGACCCUUGAAGAAAUUGAAGUGUUCCUAGAACUCAUAAAAAUGGGAAAGCAAAAAGUAGCUGUCUUCCCUGAAUACAGAGCUUUAGAAAAUAGCUGAACAUUAGGAACAUCUCACAAAAUAAAGACAUUUCAACAAAGGGGAAGCAGAGGCAGGGCUGUGUGACCAUCAUCUGUGCCAUCUUGAAGGACCUCUGGUCACGACGAUUUGUCAGUACUACUAAUAAAGUUACACUUUCUUUUUUUCUUCUUUUUUUUUUUUAAUUGUUGGGGAUUCAUUGAGGGUACAAAGAACCAGGUUACAUUGAUUGCAUUUGUUAGGUAAAGUCCCUCUUAUAAUCUUGUCCCACCCCCAAAAGUUGUGUCACACACCGUGACCCCUACACUUUUUUUAAAGUAGUUUGUUGGGGUGGAGAUCAGAAAAAUGAACUUGUUAUAUUUAUGAUAUAGACUAAAAAAUUUAAAAAGAAACCCCUAAUUCAAAGUAUAAUUAUAUUUUAAUCAAAUUUUUAUCCCUAGUCCAGAACAUUUUGUGAGCCCUGAUUGUGGACCAAGGGAUGUUCGUUGAACUAAGGUGACUACAUUAAGUCUCAAAAGCUCCGUCCCUCUUUCUUUAGACCAUAUUAUAUAAGCCAUCCCAGAAAAUGAAGGCAUGAUGCUGCUCAGCCUUGGGAAUAAUUUUUAAAUUCAUAAAUGCCUGUCUGAGCAGAGAACAAAACUUUGUGUACCUCGUGUUAAGCAUUAUUACAAUUCUUGUGUUAACUGUGUGUGUCCGCUGCUCUGGUUUUGAAAUACGUUUGUAUAUAGCUAUAGAAGUUGCGUAAAUUUUGUUAAAUAAAACAAUUGUA